Echinops telfairi (small Madagascar hedgehog) is the source of this 13896-nucleotide messenger RNA. RefSeq names its product FAT atypical cadherin 1 (gene FAT1). The coding region runs from base 277 to 13818 and encodes 4513 amino acids. The transcript has 27 exons. Gene Ontology annotation, molecular function: calcium ion binding. Gene Ontology annotation, cellular component: plasma membrane. Gene Ontology annotation, biological process: homophilic cell-cell adhesion. The record is from RefSeq and is a predicted model, not a curated record. NCBI's taxonomy places the organism in Eukaryota, Metazoa, Chordata, Mammalia, Afrosoricida, Tenrecidae.
UUCUCUCUGGCCGCCUCUCUGGUCCCCACGCACUGCUUUCGCACUCGCAUUUCACCCUGGACGGAAGCCUCCGGAGAUGCAGCCACCUGGGGCUGCCCGGUGCGGGCCGAUCGCACUCUGGCUGGGGCCAUGCUGACGAUCCGAGGGGGGCAAAGUUGGUACCGGAGACUCUCGGCUCUUAAGAAAUAUACCCAAUUGCCUGGGGAUUACGGAGCUGUCGGGGACUUUAAAGCGACGCUUUGAAGGUUCGACUGGGCUGGUCCCGAGAGUGAAGCCAUGGGGAGACAUUUGGCCUUGCUUCUGCUUCUGCUGCUCCUCCUCCUGCGUUUUGGAGACAGCGAUGGAAGCCAAAGACUUGAACAGACUUCGAUUCAGUUUACACAUUUCCAGUACAAUGUCAGUGUGCACGAGAACUCUGCAGCCAAGACCUACGUUGGGCACCCCGUCAAGAUGGGUAUUUACAUUACAAAUCCAUUGUGGGAAUUAAGGUACAAAAUCAUCUCAGGAGACAGUGAAAACUUGUUCAAAGCAGAAGAGUACAUCCUUGGAGACUUUUGCUUUCUAAGAAUAAGGACCAAAGGAGGAAAUACAGCUAUUCUUAAUAGAGAAGUGAAAGACCACUACACACUGAUAGUCAAAGCAGUUGAAAAAAAUACUAAUGCUGAAGCACGCACCAAGGUCAGAGUGCAAGUGCUGGAUACAAAUGACUUGAGACCAUUGUUCUCACCCACCUCCUACAGUGUGUCUUUACCUGAAAACACAGCCGUACGGACCAGUAUCGCAAGAGUCAGUGCCACAGACGCAGACAUAGGAACCAAUGGGGAAUUUUACUACAGCUUUAAAGACCGAACAGACAUGUUUGCUAUUCACCCGACCAGUGGUGUUGUCGUUUUAACCGGGAGACUAGAUUUUGCAGAGACCAAGCUCCAUGAGAUGGAAAUUCUUGCUGUGGACCGUGGAAUGAAAUUGUAUGGCAGCAGCGGUAUCAGCAGCAUGGCCAAGCUAACAGUUCAUGUAGAACAGGCCAAUGAGUGUGCUCCUGUGAUAGCAGCAGUGACCUUGUCACCGUCCGAACUGGAGCGAGACCCAACAUAUGCGAUUGUAACAGUCGACGACUGUGAUCAAGGUGCCAAUGGGGAGGUUGGGUCAUUGAGCAUCGUGGCUGGUGACCCCUUUCAGCAGUUUCGGACUGUGAGGUCGUCUCCAGGCAGUAAAGAAUACAAAAUCAAAGCAGUUGGUGUCAUUGACUGGCACAGCUAUUCCUUUGGCUACAACCUGACGCUUCAGGCUAAAGAUAAGGGCACACCUCCCCGGUUUUCUUCUGUGAAAGUGAUUCAGGUGACUUCACCACAUUUCAAAGCCGGGCCGGUCAAGUUUGAAAAAGCUGUCUACCGAGUAGAAAUCAGUGAAUUUGCACCUCCCAACACACCGGUGGUCAUGGUCAAAGCCAUACCUAAUUAUCCUCACCUGAGGUAUGUUUUUAAAAGUACACCUGGAAAGGUUAAGUUCAGUUUAAACCACAGUACUGGACUCAUUUCCAUUUUAGAACCAGUUAAAAGAGAGCAGGCUUCCCAUUUCGAACUGGAAGUCACCACAAGUGACAGGAGCGCCGCCACCAGAGUCCUGGUGAAAGUGGUCAGUGCAAACAGCAACCCGCCUGAGUUUUCUCAGGCAGCGUACACGGCGUCCUUUGAUGAGAAUGUGCCAGUCGGUACCAGUGUCAUGAGUGUGCGAGCCGUGGACCCUGACGAGGGUGAGAACGGGUACGUGACUUACAGCAUCACAAACGUCAACCACGUGCCAUUUGUGAUGGACCAUUUCACUGGCGCCGUGAGUACUUCAGAACACCUGGACUAUGAAUUGAUGCCACGAGUCUACACGCUCCGGAUCCGGGCCUCCGACUGGGGCGUGCCGUACCGCCGGGAAGUGGAAGCCCCAGCGACCAUCACCCUGAAUAACUUGAAUGACAACACGCCGUUGUUUGAGAAAGUAAAUUGCGGGGGAACAAUUCCCAGGGAUCUCGGUGUGGGAGAGCAAAUAACUACUGUUUCUGCUAUCGAUGCCGACGAACUUCAGUUGGUGCGAUACCAGAUUGAAGCCGGAAAUGAACUGGGUCUGUUCACCUUGAACCCCAGCUCUGGGGUGCUGUCGUUAAAGCAGUCGCUAAUGGAUGGCUUGGGGGCCAUGAUGUCUUUUCACAGCCUGAGAAUUGCAGCGACGGACGGAGAAAACUUCGCCACACCACUGUUUAUCAACCUGACGGUGGCAGCCAGUCGCAAACCAGUAAACUUGCAAUGUGAGGAGACUGGUGUUGCCAAAAUGCUGGCCGAGAAGCUCCUGCAGGCAAAUAAAUUACACCAUCAAGAGGAGGGGGAGGAUAUUCUCUUUGAUUCUCACUCUGUCAAUGCUCACGCACCACAGUUUAGAAGUGCCCUUCCAACCCGUAUUGAAGUAAAGGAAAACCUUCCCGUGGGGGCCAGCAUCAUUUUCCUGAAUGCUACUGACCUCGACACUGGCUUCAAUGGAAAACUGGUCUAUGCUCUUUCUGGAGGAAACGAGGACAGCUGCUUCAUAAUUGAUAUGGAAACAGGAAUGCUGAAAGUUUUCUCUCCACUUGACCGUGAAACAACGGAUAAAUACACCUUGAACGUGACCGUGUAUGAUCUUGGUAUACCACAGAAGGCUGCUUGGCGUCUUCUGGAUAUCACAGUUCUGGAUGCCAAUGAUAACGCUCCGGAGUUUUUACAAGAGAACUAUUUUGUCGAAGUGAGUGAAGACAAGGAGCCUAACAGUGAAAUCAUCCAGGUGGAAGCCACAGACAAAGAUCUAGGGCCCAACGGGCAAGUGGCAUACGCUCUUCUUUCAGACACAGACCAGUUUUCGAUCGAUCGUGUGACGGGGGUUGUGAGGACGGUGCGUCCUCUGGACCGUGAAGUGCAGCACACUCACUAUUUAAAGAUUGAAGCCAGAGAUGAUGCUAAAGAAGAGCCCCAGUUGCUGUCCACCGUUCUUUUGAAAGUGUCCUUGGAAGACGUUAAUGACAACCCACCGAAGUUCAUCCCAUCAAAUUACCAGGUGAAAGUUCGAGAAGACCUUCCAGAAGGAAGCGUAAUUAUGUGGCUGGAAGCCCAUGAUCCUGAUGUGGGUCAGUCUAGUCAAGUGAGAUACAGCCUCAUGGACCACGGAGAAGGGCAUUUUGAUGUUGAUAAACUCAGCGGGGCCCUUCGCAUCACACAGCAGCUAGACUUUGAGAAGAAGCAGGUGUAUAAUCUCACUGUGAGGGCCAAAGACAAAGGGAAACCAGUGUCUCUGUCUUCCACUUGCUACGUGGAAGUGGAAGUCAUUGAUGUGAAUGAGAACUUGCACCCACCAGUGUUUUCCAGCUUUGUGGAAAAGGGUGCAGUGCAAGAGGACGUGCCUGUUGGGGCCUCAGUACUGACGGUAUCGGCCCAUGAUGAGGACAGAGGAAGAGACGGAGAGAUCCGAUACUCCAUUACAGAUGGCUCUGGUGUUGGUGUUUUCAAAAUAGACGAAGAGACAGGUGUCAUAGAGACUUCAGAUCGACUGGACCGGGAGCUGACCUCUCAUUACUGGCUGACAGUCUAUGCAACCGACCAGGGCGUAGUGCCCCUUUCCUCAUUUAUAGAGAUCUACAUAGAGGUUGAGGAUGUCAAUGAUAAUGCCCCGCAGACAUCAGAGCCUGUUUACUAUCCAGAAAUAAUGGAAAAUUCUCCCAAGGACAUAUCUGUGGUACACAUUGAGGCGUUUGAUCCUGAUUCUAGUUCUAAUGACAAGCUGGUGUACAAAAUUACAAGUGGAAAUCCACAAGGAUUCUUUUCAAUACACCCUAAAACAGGUCUCAUCACAACCACAUCAAGAAAACUAGACCGAGAACAGCAAGAUGAACACAUUUUAGAAGUGACCGUGACAGAUAAUGGUAAUCCCCCCAAGUCAACAAUUGCCAGAGUAAUUGUGAAAAUUCUUGAUGAAAAUGACAACAAACCUCAGUUCCUGCAAAAGUUCUACAAAAUUGGACUCCCAGAGCGGGAAAAGACCGAGCGAGAAAGAAAUGCCAAGCGAGAGCCUCUCUACCGGGUCAUCGCCACAGACAAGGAUGAAGGUCCCAACGCAGAAAUCUCCUACAGCAUCGAGGAGGGAAAUGAAUACGGCAAAUUUUUCAUUGAGCCCAAAACUGGAGUGGUUUCAUCCAAGAAGUUUUCUGGAGCUGGAGAAUACGAUAUUCUUACAAUUAAGGCAGUUGAUAAUGGUCGCCCUCAAAAGUCGUCAACUACUCGACUCCAUAUUGAAUGGAUCUACAAACCCAAACCAUCUCCAGAGCCGAUUUUAUUUGAAGAGCCAUUUUUUACCUUUACUGUAAUGGAAAGCGACCCAGUUGCUCACAUGAUUGGAGUAAUAUCAGUUGAGCCUCUUGGCACACCUCUUUGGUUUGACAUCAUCGGUGGCAACUAUGACAGUCAUUUUGAUGUGGACAAGGGCACUGGGACCAUCAUUAUUGCCAAACCUCUUGAUGCAGAACAAAAAUCCAAUUAUAACCUUACGGUGGAGGCCACGGAUGGAACAACAACUAUACUUACUCAGGUAUUCAUCAAAGUAAUAGACACAAAUGACCACCGUCCUCAGUUUUCUUCAUCAAAAUAUGAAGUUGUUAUUCCAGAAGAUACAAUGCCAGAGACAGAAAUUUUACACAUCAGUGCUGUGGAUAAAGAUGAGAAAAACAAACUCAUCUACACGCUGCAAAGUAGUGUUGAUCCCUCUAGUCUCAAGAAAUUCCGUCUUGACCCUGCAACUGGCGCGCUCUCCACGUCUGAACAGCUCGACCAUGAAGCUGUUCACCAGCACGUUCUCACCGUGAUGGUCCGGGAUCAAGAUGUUCCUGUCAAGCGCAACUAUGCCAGGAUUGUGGUUAACAUCAGCGACACCAAUGACCAUGCCCCGUGGUUCACCAGCUCCUCCUAUGAAGGUCGGGUGUACGAAUCAGCCGCCGUGGGCUCAGUCGUGCUGCAGGUUACAGCGCUGGACAAGGACAAAGGGGAAAAUGCUGAAGUGCGGUACUCCAUCGAGUCAGGAAAUAUUGGAAAUGCUUUUACAAUUGAUCCCAUCUUGGGUUCUAUAAAAACUGCCAAGGAAUUAGAUCGAAAUAACCAAGUGGAAUAUGAUCUGAUGGUAAAAGCUACUGAUCAAGGAAGUCCACCAAUGAGUGAAAUCACGUCUGUGCACAUAUUUGUCACCAUUGCCGACAACGCCUCUCCCAAGUUCACAUCAAGCGAAUAUUCUAUUGAAAUUAGUGAAGCUGUCAGCAUUGGGAGUUUUGUGGUGAUGGUUAUGGCCCAUAGUCAGUCAUCGGUGGUAUAUGAAAUAAAAGAUGGAAAUAUUGCUGGUGCUUUUGAUAUCAAUCCACAUUCUGGAAGUAUCGUCACCCAAAAAGCCCUGGAUUUUGAAACUUUGCCCACUUAUACGUUGGUCAUUCAAGGAACUAACAUGGCUGGCUUGUCCACUAAUACAACUGUUCUAGUACAUCUACAGGAUGAAAAUGACAAUGCACCGAUUUUUAUGCAGGCAGAAUACAUCGGACUCAUUAGUGAAUCAGCCUCAAUUAAUAGUGUGGUUCUCACGGACAGCAAUGUCCCAUUAGUGAUUCGAGCGACUGAUGCUGAUACAGAAUCAAAUGCUUUGCUUGUUUAUCACAUUGUGGAACCAUCUGUGCACAAGUAUUUUACUAUUGACUCUAGCACCGGUGCUAUCCAUACAGUAUUAAGUUUGGACUAUGAAGAAGCAAGUGUUUUUCAUUUCACUGUACAAGUGCAUGACAUGGGGACACCACGCCUAUUUGCUGAAUAUGCAGCCAAUGUGACCAUCCACGUCGUUGACAUUAAUGACUGCCCUCCUGUGUUCUCCAAGCCAUUAUAUGAAGCAUCACUUCUGUUGCCAACAUACAAAGGGGUAAAAGUCAUCGCAGUAAAUGCCACGGAUGCCGACUCGAGUGCGUUCUCUCAGGUGAUGUACUCCAUCACGGAAGGCAAUAUCGGGGAGAAGUUUUCUAUGGACUGCAAGACUGGCUCUAUAACUGUACAGAACACAACUCAGUUAAGAAGCCGCUAUGAGUUAACCAUUAGAGCAUCUGACGGCAGAUUUGCCAGCUUGACCUCUGUGAAAAUCAAUGUGAAAGAGAGCAGAGAAAGCCAGUUGAGGUUUACCCAAGAUUCGUACUCUGCAGUCGUGAAGGAGAAUUCCACUGAAGUCCAAACAUUAGCUGUGAUUACUGCGAUUGGGAAUCCAAUCAAUGAGCCCUUGUUUUUUCAUAUCCUCAACCCAGAUCGAAGAUUCAAAAUAAGCCACACUUCAGGAGUGCUCUCAACCACUGGCGUCCCCUUUGAUCGGGAGCAGCAGGAGGCAUUUGACGUGGUGGUAGAAGUCACAGAAGAACAUAAGCCUUCAGUCGUUGCCCAUGUUGUUGUGAAGGUCACCAUAGAGGACCAAAACGAUAAUGCACCGGUGUUUGUCAACCUUCCUUACUAUGCUGUGGUUAAAGUGGACGCCGAGGAGGGUCAUGUGAUCCGCUCUGUUACGGCCGUAGACCGAGACAGUGGCAGAAAUGGGGCAGUGCAUUACUACCUCAAGGAGCAUCACGAACAUUUUCAAAUCGGACCCUCAGGUGAAAUUUCACUGAAAAAACAAUUUGAGCCGGACACCUUAAAUAAGGAAUAUCUCAUCACAGUGGUUGCAAAAGACGGAGGAAACCCAGCCUUUUCAGCUGAGGUUAUUGUUCCCGUCACUGUUAUGAAUAAAGCCAUGCCUGUGUUUGAAAAGCCCUUCUACAGUGCAGAGAUUCCGGAGAACAUCCAGAUGCACAGUCCAGUUGUCCACGUCCAAGCUAACAGUCCAGAAGGAUUGAAAGUGUUUUACAGCAUCACAGAUGGGGAUCCUUUUAGCCAGUUUACCAUUAACUUCAACACGGGAGUUAUAAAUGUCAUCGCUCCUCUGGAUUUUGAAGCCCACCCCGCAUAUAAAUUGUGCAUACGAGCCACUGACUCCUUGACCGAUGCUCACGCGGAGGUCUUCGUUGACAUUAUUGUGGAAGACAUCAACGAUAACCCUCCGGUGUUUGCUCAGCAGUCGUACACUGCAACCCUGUCCGAGGCUUCUGUCAUUGGAACGUCUGUCAUUCAAGUUAGAGCAACAGAUUUGGAUUCAGAACCAAACAGAGGAAUUUCAUACCAGCUGUUUGGCAAUCACAGCACGAGUCAUGAUCGUUUUCACAUCGAUAGCAGCACUGGUCUGAUUUCCCUGGUCAGGACUUUGGAUUAUGAACAGUUCCAGCAGCACAAGAUUUUUGUUAGGGCCAUCGACAGUGGCAUGCCCGCCCUGAGCAGUGAAGUGAUUGUCACGGUGGAUGUCACUGACCUCAAUGACAAUCCGCCCCUGUUUGACCAGCAGAUUUAUGAAGCCAAGAUCAGUGAGCAUGCCAACCCCGGGCUUUUUGUGACUUGUGUAAAAGCCUAUGAUGCAGACAGUUCAGACACCGACAAGUUGGAAUACUCCAUUCUGUCCGGCAACGAGCAUAAGAAUUUUGUCAUUGACGUUGAAACAGGCAUCAUCACACUGUCCAACCUGCGCCGGCACACCUUGAAGCCGCUUUACCACCUGAACGUCUCCGUGUCCGAUGGCGUUUUCAGAAGUUCAGCUCAGGUCCGGGUAACUGUCACUGGAGGCAACUUGCACAGCCCUGUUUUCCCGCAGAACGAAUAUGAAGUCGAGCUAGCUGAGAACGCGCCCUUACAUACCUUGGUGACUGAAGUUAGAGCAACCGAUGAAGAUUCUGGGAUUUAUGGUCACAUCACGUACCACAUUGUCAACGACUUUGCCAAAGACAGAUUUUACACAAAUGAGAGGGGACAGAUAUUUACUCUGGAGAGACUUGAUCGAGAGACGCCAGCAGAGAAAGUGAUCGCAGUUCGUUUAAUGGCUAAGGAUGCUGGAGGGAAAGUUGCCUUCUGUACCCUUAACGUCAUCCUCACAGACGACAAUGACAAUGCACCCCAAUUUCGGGCAACCAAGUAUGAAGUGAACAUCGGAUCCGAUGUGCCUAAGGGGACAUCGGUCAUUAAAGUUCUGGCCAGUGAUGCCGAUGAGGGGUCCAAUGCCGAUGUCACCUAUGCCAUUGAAGCGGAUUCUGAAAGUGUUCAAGAGAAUUUGGAAAUCAACAGACUGUCCGGCGUCCUUACCACCAAGGAAAGCCUAAUUGGUUUAGAAAAUGAGCUCUUCACUUUCUUUGUGAGAGCCGUGGAUAAUGGGUCUCCGCAAAAAGAAUCUGUUGUUCCCGUCUAUGUUAGAAUACUUCCCCCGGAAGUACAGCUUCCAAGGUUUUCAGAACCAUUUUAUACCUAUGCCGUUUCAGAAGACAUUCCGAUCGGCACGGAGAUCGAUCUCAUCCGAGCAGAUCACUGCGGCUCUGUUCUUUACAGCCUCGUCAAGGGGAGCACACCAGAAAGUAAUCGCGACGACUUCUUUGUGAUUGACAGACAGAGCGGGAGGUUGAAGCUGGAGAAGAGUCUUGAUCACGAGACCACAAAAUGGUAUCAGUUUUCCAUACUCGCUCAGUGCACUCAUGAUGACUACGAGGUGGUGGCUUCCGUAGAUGUUAGCAUCCAGGUGAAAGAUGCAAAUGAUAACAGUCCUGUCCUGGAAGCUAAUCCGUAUGAGGCAUUUAUUGUUGAAAACCUGCCAGGGGGAAGUAAAGUCAUCCAGACCAGGGCAUCUGACAAAGACUGGGGAACCAAUGGCCAAGUGAUGUACAGUCUAGAUCAGACCCAGAGUGUGGAGGUCAUAGAAUCUUUCACCAUCAACACGGAGACAGGCUGGAUUACAACUCUAAAGGAACUUGACCAUGAGAAGAGGAGCAGUUAUCAGAUUAAAGUGGUGGCAUCGGAUCAUGGGGAAAAGGUUCAGCUGUCCUCCACAGCCAUCGUGGAGGUCACUGUGACCGACGUCAACGACAGUCCCCCGCGAUUCACGGCCGAGAUUUAUAAAGGGACCGUGAGUGAGGACGAUCCUCCGGGCGGUGUGAUUGCCAUCUUAAGUACCACAGAUGCAGAUUCUGAGGAGAUCAACAGACAAGUUGCCUAUUACAUCACAGGUGGGGAUCCUUUGGGCCAAUUUGCUGUUGAAAAUAUGCAGAAUGAAUGGAAGGUUUAUGUGAAGAAACCACUGGACCGGGAGCAAAAGGAUAAUUAUCUUCUGACUAUCACAGCGACUGAUGGCACCUUCUCUUCAAAAGCCAUAGUUGAAGUCAAAGUUCUGGAUGCCAAUGAUAACUCUCCAGUUUGUGAAAAGACUCUAUAUUCAGACACAAGUCCAGAAGAUGCCUUUCCUGGGAAGUUGAUCAUGCAGAUCUCUGCCACAGAUGCAGACAUCCGGUCCAAUGCUGAAAUUACGUACACGUUAUUUGGCCAAGGUGCAGAAAAAUUCAAACUAAACCCAGAAACAGGUGAACUGAAAACACUAGCUCCGCUUGAUCGUGAGGAGCAAGCAGUUUAUAAUCUUCUAGUCAAGGCAACAGAUGGAGGUGGAAGAUUCUGUCAAGCUAGUAUUGUGGUCACAUUAGAAGAUGUGAAUGAUAAUGCCCCUGAGUUCUCUGCUGACCCGUACACCAUUACUGUGUUUGAGAACACAGAACCUGGCACGCUGUUGACAAGAGUGCAGGCCACCGACGCCGAUGCAGGAUUGAAUCGGAAGAUUUCCUACUCCCUGAUUGACUCUGCUGAUGGGCAGUUCUCUAUUAAUGAAUUGUCGGGAAUUAUUCAGUUGGAGAAGCCUUUGGAUAGGGAACUGCAGGCAGUGUACACUCUUACUUUGAAAGCUGUAGAUCAUGGUUUGCCAAGGAGAUUGACAGCUACUGGCACGGUGGUUGUAUCUGUUUUGGAUAUCAAUGACAACCCACCUGUGUUUGAGUAUCGUGAAUAUGGUGCCACAGUGUCUGAGGACAUUCUUAUUGGAACAGAAGUUCUUCAGGUGUAUGCCGCAAGCCGCGAUAUUGAAGCCAAUGCAGAAAUUACCUACUCGAUAAUCAGUGGGAACGAACAUGGGAAGUUCAGCAUCGAAUCAAAAACAGGCGCCAUCUUUAUCAUUGAAAAUCUGGAUUAUGAAAGCUCUCAUGAAUAUUAUCUGACGGUAGAAGCCACUGAUGGAGGUUCACCGUCGUUAAGUGAUGUUGCAACUGUGAAUGUUAACGUCACUGACAUCAACGAUAACACGCCCAUGUUCAGCCAAGAUACCUACACGGCAGUGGUCAGUGAAGACGCAGUUCUCGAACAGUCUGUCAUCGUGGUUAUGGCUGAUGAUGUGGAUGGCCCUUCCAACAGCCACGUCCACUAUUCAAUUAUAGAUGGCAAUCAAGGAAGCCCCUUUACAAUUGACCCCGUCAAGGGAGAAGUGAAAGUGACCAAACUUCUCGAUCGGGAAACAAUUUCAGGGUAUACACUCACCAUCCAAGCUUCUGAUAAUGGCACCCCACCCCGAGUUAACACCACCACCGUGAACAUCGAUGUGUCUGACGUCAAUGACAACCCUCCAGUCUUCUCCAGGGGAAACUACAGCAUAAUCAUCCAGGAAAACAAGCCUGUGGGUUUCAGUGUACUACAACUCGUGGUAACAGACAGGGACUCUUCUCAUAACGGCCCGCCUUUCUUCUUUACCAUCGUGAGUGGGAAUGACGAUGGAGCAUUUGAAGUGAACCAGCAAGGAGUCCUCCUGACUUCCGCUGCCAUCAAGAGAAAAGUGAAAGAUCAUUACAUACUGCACGUGAAGGUGGCAGAUAAUGGGAAACCACAGUUGUCAUCUUUGACCCAUGUUGACAUCAGGGUCAUUGAGGAGAGCAUCUAUCCUCCUGCAAUUUUGCCGCUCGAGAUUUUCAUUACUGCUUUUAGAGAGGAAUACUCCGGCGGUGUCAUUGGGAAGAUCCACGCCACAGACCAAGACGUGUACGACACUUUAACCUACAGUCUUGAUCCCCAAAUGGACAGCUUGUUCUCUGUUUCCAGCACAGGGGGUAAGCUGAUAGCACACAAAAAACUAGACAUAGGGCAGUACCUGCUCAACGUCAGUGUGACGGAUGGCAGAUUUACCACGGUGGCUGACAUCACAGUGCACAUCAGACAGGUCACACAGGAGAUGCUGAACCACACCAUUGCCGUGCGCUUUGCUAACCUUACGCCGGAGGAGUUUGUGGGUGACUACUGGCGCAACUUCCAGCGAGCCCUGCGGAACAUCUUGGGCGUGAGGAGGAACGACAUACAGGUCGUGAGCUUACAGCCCUCUGAGCCGCAGUCACAUCUGGAUGUCUUACUUUUCGUAGAGAGACCAGGUAGUGCCCAAGUUCCCACAAAAACCCUUCUGCACAAGAUUAAUUCCUCGGUGACUGAUAUUGAGGAAAUCAUCGGUGUGAGGAUACUGGCUGUGUUCCAGAAGCUCUGUGCAGGGCUGGAUUGCCCAGGGAGAUUCUGUGAUGAAAAGGUGUCCGUGGAUGAGAAUGCCAUGUCGACGCACAGCACAGCCAGGCUUAGCUUUGUGACUCCUCACCACCAGAGAACGGCUGUCUGUCUCUGCAAAGAGGGAAGAUGCCCAGUUGUCCACCAUGGAUGUGACGACAAGUCGUGCCCUGAAGGAUCUGAAUGUAUCAUGGACCCCAGAGAGGAAAAAUACACUUGUGUGUGUCCUGGUGGCAAGUUUGGCCAGUGCCCAGGGGGCUCCUCUGUAACAUUUACUGGAAAUAGCUUUGUGAAAUACCGUCUGAUGGAAAAUGAGAACAAAUUAGAGCUGAAAUUGGCAAUGCGGCUCCGAACCCACUCUGCUCACGCUGUCGUGAUGUAUGCUCGGGGAACGGACUACAGCAUCCUGGAGCUAGCUGAUGAAUCAGGAUGGAGGGAUGGCUUGAGUCGCCCUGGCAAUAUGUGGAGUGUCACUGCUCAGAAGCCCCUGAGCCCCUCCCAACACAAAGAAGAACCCUCCCUUGCUGAUCUUCUUCAAGUUCUUGUACAAUCUUCCAGCGCAGUGAACUUCAGGUUGUCUUCCAGCAUGGAGAUGUUCGCCAUAUUGUUGUGGGGUCACCUUCACGGAGUGAGGUUGGCAAAAACAUUCCGUUACUACUGCAAAUGCAGUGCCUUAUUCAUAGGGGCGUACUGUGAGAUGAGCGUGAACCCGUGCUCCUCCAACCCCUGCCUCUAUGGGGGCACGUGCCUUGUGGACAAUGGAGACUUCAUUUGCCAGUGCAGAGGAUUGUAUACGGGCCAGCGGUGUCAGCUUAGUCCCUAUUGCAAAGACGAGCCCUGCAAAAACGGUGGGACGUGCUUCGACAGUUUGGAUGGUGCUGUGUGUCAGUGCGAUUCAGGCUUCCGGGGAGAAAGGUGUCAGAGCGACGUGGACGAGUGUGCCGGCAGCCCCUGCCACAACGGGGCCCUGUGUGAGAACACCCACGGCUCCUACCACUGCAACUGCAGCCAGGAGUUCCGCGGGAAGCACUGCGAGGACGCCGCGCCCAACCAGUACGUGUCCACGCCCUGGAACAUCGGCCUGGCUGAAGGCAUCGGCGUCGUCGUGUUCAUCACGGGAAUAGCCUUACUGGUGCUGGUGUUUGUGAUCUGCCGCAAAAUGAUCAGCCGCAAGAGGAAGCGCCAGCCUGAACCGGAAGACAAACACUUGGGACCCACCACAGCUUUCUUGCAAAGGCCAUAUUUUGAUUCAAAGCUAAAUAAGAACAUUUACUCAGACAUACCACCCCAGGUGCCUGUCCGCCCCAUUUCCUACACUCCAAGCAUUCCAAGUGACUCUAGAAACAAUCUUGACCGGAAUUCCUUUGAAGGCUCGGCCAUCCCCGAGCAUCCCGAGUUCAGCACUUUCAACCCUGAGUCCGUGCACGGACACCGAAAAGCUGUGGCUGUCUGCAGCGUCGCGCCCAACUUGCCUCCCCCACCGCCUUCAAACUCCCCUUCUGACAGUGACUCCAUCCAGAAGCCAAGCUGGGACUUUGAUUAUGACACUAAAGUCGUGGACCUAGAUCCUUGUCUCACCAAGAAACCUCUGGAGGAGAAGCCUUCUCUUCCAUACAGUGCCCGGGAAAGCCUGUCUGAAGUGCAGUCCCUGAGCUCCUUCCAGUCUGAGUCGUGUGAUGAUAACGGGUAUCACUGGGAUACAUCGGACUGGAUGCCAACCAUUCCUCUACCAGACAUACAGGAGUUUCCCAACUAUGAGGUGAUUGAUGAACAAACACCGCUGUACUCAGCAGACCCCCACGCCAUUGACACAGACUAUUACCCUGGGGGCUACGACAUCGAGAGCGAUUUUCCACCACCACCAGAGGACUUCCCCGCACCUGACGAACUACCACCAUUCCCUCCAGAAUUCAGCGAUCAGUUUGAGUCCAGACACCCUCCGAGAGACAUGCCCGCCGCGGGCAGUUUGGGCUCUUCCACGAGGAACCGGCAGAGGUUCCACUUGAAUCAGUACCUGCCCAACUUCUACCCCGUCGAUAUGUCUGAACCUCAGAAAACAGGCGCUGGUGAGAAUAGUACUUGUAGAGACCCGUACACUCCUCACGGUCCAGGGUAUCAACGGAACUUUGAAGCCCCCACCGUGGAAAACCUGCCCAUGUCCGUGUACGCGUCCACAGCCUCCUGCUCGGAUGUGUCGGCGUGCUGCGAAGUGGAGUCCGAGGUCAUGAUGAGUGACUAUGAGAGUGGAGACGAUGGCCACUUUGAGGAGGUGACGAUCCCGCCACUAGACCCCCAGCAGCAUACUCAAGUCUGACACUCCCACUCCCCCCAAAGUGCCUGGACUCGGCGAGCCUGGAGCCGAUUGACGUCUCUCCCGCAUUGUUCUCGGCAG